AUGCCGUCCCUUCGAGUCGCCAUGGACGGCGGCGGCGGCGGCGAGGGAAUGACGGCCACCGCCAAAGGCACGUCCACGAAGACGACGUUGCUCAGCCUCCUCCGGGCCAAGUCGGAGCGGAGCGCCGAGGCGGAGGAGAAGGUGGAGUGGGUCCGGUCGCAGCUCGUCGGCCGCGGCGCCGAGUUCGACGCGCCGUUCGGCCGCCGCCCCCUCGUCUACGCCGACCACACCGCCUCCGGCCGCAGCCUCCGCUACGUCGAGGACUACGUCCUCAAGCACGUCCUCCCCUUCUACGGGAACACGCACACGGAGGACAGCUACGUCGGGAGCAAGACGACGAGGAUGGCGAGGAGCGCGGCGAGCUACAUCAAGCGGUGCAUGGGCGCCAGCGCCGGCGACGCGCUGCUGUUCUGCGGGUCGGGCGCGACGGCGGCGGUGAAGCGGCUCCAGGAGGCGAUGGGCGUGGCGGCGCCGCCGGGCCCGCUGCGGGAGCUCGCGGCGGCGCUGCUGCGCCCCGAGGAGCGGUGGGUGGUGUUCGUGGGGCCCUACGAGCACCACUCCAACCUGCUGUCGUGGCGGCGGAGCCUGGCCGACGUCGUCGAGGUCGGCGCCGGCGGCGACGGCCUCCUCGACCUCGCCGCGCUCCGCGCCGCGCUGCGCGACCCCGCGCACGCCGACCGCCCCAUGCUGGGCUCCUUCUCCGCCUGCAGCAACGUCACCGGCGUCCUCACCGACACCCGCGCCGUCGCCCGCCUCCUCCACCAGCACGGCGCCUUCGCCUGCUUCGACUUCGCCGCCAGUGGGCCCUACGUGGAGAUCGACAUGAGGUCGGGCGAGAUGGACGGCUACGACGCGGUGUUCCUGAGCCCGCACAAGUUCGUCGGCGGGCCGGGCACGCCGGGGAUCCUGCUGAUGAGCCGCGCGCUCUACCGGCUGUCGUCGCAGCCGCCGACGACGUGCGGCGGCGGCACCGUCGCCUACGUGAACGGCUUCAGCGAGUCCGACACGGUGUACCACGGGGACGUCGAGGAGCGGGAGGACGCCGGGACGCCGCCCAUCGUGGGCAAGGUCCGCGCCGCGCUCGCGUUCUGGGUCAAGGAGCGCGUCGGCCGCGGCGGCGCCGUCGCGCUCCGGGAGCGCGUCUACGCCGACGCCGCCAUGAGGUGGCUGCUGGGCAACCCCAACGUGAAGGUGCUCGGCAACGUCACCGCCAGGCGCCUCCCCAUCUUCUCCUUCCUCGUCUUCCCCGGCGGCGGCGGCGGCGGCGGCGACGGCACAACGCCGCCGCGGAUCAGGAGGCGGCUGCCACUUCACGGGCGGUUCGUCGCGAAGCUCCUGAAUGACCUGUUCGGGAUCCAGGCGAGGGGCGGGUGCGCCUGCGCGGGGCCGUACGGCCACGCCCUCCUCGGCGUCGACGACGAGCUCUCGCUCCGCAUCCGCGCUGCCAUCGUCGGGGGCCACCACGGCGUGAAACCGGGGUGGACGAGGGUGAGCUUCGCCUACUACCUCUCCGCCGACGAGUUCCGCUACAUCCUCGCCGCGAUCGACUUCGUGGCGGCGCACGGCCACCGCUUCCUGCCGCUCUACGCCUUCGACUGGGCCACCGGCAACUGGUCCUUCCGCCGCGCCGCGCUCAAGCGUCAGCUCAUGACGCAUGAGCUGCUGCGCCGUGACCACCACCACCCCGCGGCCGGCAGCUCCAGCUCCGCCACCAGCAGCGACACUGACGACGGCGGCGGCGUUGCCCAGAAUGCGGCGGCCGAUAAGUUCGAGGGCUACUUGGAGAGCGCGAGGAGGAUCGCGCGCUCGCUGCCGGAGCCGGACACGUAUGACGAUCGGCCGACGGCUGCCAGCGUGCCGGAGGGAGUGGACCUUGACAUUGUUCUUUUUCGAUUGUGA
This is a messenger RNA of Oryza brachyantha (malo sina), 1899 nucleotides long. RefSeq names its product probable cysteine desulfurase. The record is from RefSeq and is a predicted model, not a curated record. The coding region runs from base 1 to 1899 and encodes 632 amino acids. The transcript has 3 exons. Lineage: Eukaryota; Viridiplantae; Streptophyta; Magnoliopsida; Poales; Poaceae.